Messenger RNA from Plasmodium berghei ANKA, 165 nucleotides. RefSeq names its product conserved Plasmodium protein, unknown function. The record is from RefSeq and is a predicted model, not a curated record. The transcript has 2 exons. The coding region runs from base 1 to 165 and encodes 54 amino acids. Lineage: Eukaryota; Apicomplexa; Aconoidasida; Haemosporida; Plasmodiidae.
AUGUCAUAUGGAUGUGGGACUGUUUGCUUGCCAAUUAUUCGAAGGGCUCUCCUUUUUUUUAUGGGAGUAGAAGCCACAUAUUCUGGUUAUGAAUUAUUUUUAAAACCUGGAGCCAUUUACGCUUAUUAUCGUUUCAAUGAUAUUUUUUCUAUUGAUAAGAAAUAA